Penicillium brasilianum is the source of this 1587-nucleotide messenger RNA. The record is from the annotation of a GenBank genome assembly. Lineage: Eukaryota; Fungi; Ascomycota; Eurotiomycetes; Eurotiales; Aspergillaceae.
AUGGCUCCUCGAACACGAUCUCAGACAGGUUCUAUGCCGAAGAAGGCAGCCCCGAUCAGCAACCCAAGUACGACGAGCGGCACGACGAGCAGAAUAGGAAGGACAGCUGUUGCUCAAGCUCCGAAGGGGAAGAAGCAAAAUAAACGACAAAAUCCGCCUGCAGAAAAUAAGCUAUCUUCCCCGAAGCCACCACCACAGCCGAGUCCCAGCAAGCCUCUUCCCAGGGUUGGUUUAUCGGAAACCGCCUUGGAAUUUCCUCUUGCAGCGGAUGCUCCAUCGGGUCAACCCAGAAUCUUCUAUGGAGAAGGCGCACCAUUUCCUCGAUGGAGAACCAAACUUGAUAAACGGCCCCUUGGCGAGGAUCUUGAGAAAGAUUUGAUCAGGACAUACCCUGGCAAAACUCACAUCCCGGGCAUAGCACCAGGCAGCCAUCCGAGGGCUAACGACUACACCAUUGGCCUUGGGUGUGUCAAGUGGGACUUUGAACCAGGUUCGUCUGCAGGCUGGGGCACAUUGACAGGCCAUGAGCUUUACAUGUACGCAUGCGCUCGUCUCAGAGAGGCAUUGGAUGAUCCAUUGUCUCGAUGGCAACUACGAGACGCUAUACGGAAAGGAGAAAAUGCACGCUACAUCGCCCAUGUCGAGAAUCCAGUACCGCCCCUAAUACGCUUCGGCGGAACAGGUGUGUUGCCUCCAAACGACCCGCUCAUUGAACGGAUCAAGGCAAAUGCACGUAAGGGUGAGCUCAUACUCAAAAAUAGGCCCAAGGUGCUAGACAUGAAGCAGUUCGAACGCCCGUCGCUUGCCUGGCGGCCGGGUGAGAUCGGACCCGACAUGGGGGAGUAUUCGCGGUUUGUUGAACGGGUGAGGAACCAUCGCUUCGGGACGUUUGACCCUCCAGACCGCCAAUAUUCUACUGUCGACCCGACUGCUACGCUGAAGGUCGAGACUUCGGCAGAGCGGCUUUUCAACGAGGGAGCAGAAGCAGCCGAGAGCACGGCUGGGGGGAACGCUGAUCGGCAGGUACAGCACGCUGAGGGGGCUCGGGAUAUUGAAACGAUAGAGAAUCCAUCUGCCUUGAGUGGACAGAGCGCGGCAACUUUCCAGGCUCAAAGAGCAGGUGGAGAUAUAGAGGAGCGUAUGCGAAAGGCAAAACGGUUCAUUAAAAACGAACAAUUAAUAUUUCCACACAGAGCUCAGGCAAAGCAACGCGGCUGUGGGAAAGCUGCAAAUAAAGGUCCAGUUCAGGAGUUGGCUCCAGGCUCGAGUCGAGCAGCAAAAAAAUUUGCUGCCCUUGCUGGGGCUGUCAGCCAAGAUCCAUUGAAGUUACAGCUUCCAUCUAACGAGAUGGAUGAAGCUUCCAAGUAUUUCCGCAUGUGCAAUGAUAUCGUCGAUGAUCCCGAAGCGCGCCAGAAAUACUACCCGAAAGUCGAAGCCUUUCGUCGAAUUCGAUCAUGGGCCGGGGCUGUAAUGCCCGUAGAUGUCGGAAGGGAUGUCAAGACGAAUAUGUCCAAGGUCCCUACAGCCAACAGACCAUUUUUGAAGAUGAAGAAGCCACAAGAGGUUCCUCGAGGUGUGAAGCUUUGA